AUGCAGCCGGCGUUGACGGUGGUCGACGCUUACGCUACUACGGACAUUGGCAAUACUCGCAAGGACAACGAAGACGAGUUUUGCAUUGCACUCGACCUGCCGCUGCGUACCCCUUGUGACAUUGCACGUCGUCGGUCGCUCUUUGCUGUCUUUGACGGCCACGGUGGCGUCCGCGCCGCAACUUUUCUUAAGACCCACCUACUUUCGUACUUGGUCCAGGACCCGCAGUACGGCCAGAGCACGUCGGACGCACUCGCCUCGACGCUGCGGCGGCUCGACGCUGCUUUUUUGGAGCUCGCGCGGCGUCACGGCGGUGCAAUCGAUGGCUCCACCGCGAUUGUUGUCGUGCUCGAGCAAUUUGACGGGGAUGCGUCGCCAACGCUUGUGUGCGCCAACCUCGGCGACUCGCGCGCCGUCUUGAUGAGUCACCAGCGUUGGGAGCCGCUCUCGCGCGACCAAACGGCGUCGCGCGCCGACCAGCAACCCCUGGUCUACGACAACGGCGGGUUCGUAGCGUUCCGCAAUACGUACCGGGCGCCAACGUCGGAGUUGCCGCUCUGGCGUCGGUGGUGCCGAGAGAUCCACGACGCGUGGCAAGCCGGGGUCGUGGGCCGACCGUUGCGCGUGUAUCCUGGCGGCGUCGUGUGCACGCAAGUGAUUGGGGACCUCGACUGCAAGCAAGUCGGCGUUGUCCGUGCCAUCGCCGAGUGUACAGUCGUCGAGCUCCACCCUGCUCACACGAUGGUGGUACUGGCCUCGGAUGGGCUGUGGGCCAUGGUGACCAACAAGGCUGUGCACGCGCAUGUGCACGGCAUGACAUCGGCAACCACCGCUAGCCACGCCCUCAUGCAGCUCGCCAAAGCGCAUCGCCGGAGCACCGACAACAUCACGGUGGUCGUCGCGACGUUCACAUGGCAAAGUGGUGUGCCGUAA
Molecule: messenger RNA, 933 nt
Organism: Saprolegnia diclina VS20
Lineage: Eukaryota; Oomycota; Saprolegniomycetes; Saprolegniales; Saprolegniaceae
Exons: 3
Coding region: 1-933 (310 amino acids)
Biological process (GO): protein dephosphorylation
Cellular component (GO): cytosol; nucleus
Molecular function (GO): protein serine/threonine phosphatase activity; cation binding
Source: RefSeq, a predicted model, not a curated record